CCUAUUUGAUAAUCUAACUCUAACUCUAAAGGCUGCAGGACAGACUGCAGGACAUCGCCUCGGCCGUGGGGACGGACACUUUGUGAAGCAGAGGAUCAGAAAGCAGUGUGUGAGGAGCUAAAUACGAGCUACUGAACUCUUCAACUUGAAUGAUCAUUUGACAGCUGUUCAUUGCAAGGAUGGAUGAGUUACAGGAUGUGGAGCUGACCGAAGUUAAGCCCCUUCUGACAGACAAAAAUGCCCGAAACUUUCAGGAUUUCGACUGUCGGGAGCAUGACAUUGAGUCCCCACACGGUGUUCUCCAUGUCACUAUGAGAGGAACACCUAAAGGCAACCGGCCCGUGAUCCUUACAUACCAUGACAUUGGCCUUAACCAUAAGUCAUGCUUCAACACUCUUUUUAACUUUGAGGACAUGCAGGAAAUCACACAGUAUUUUGCCAUGGCUCAUGUGGAUGCUCCAGGUCAGCAGGAGAACGCAGCACCUUUCCCCACUGGGUAUCAGUACCCUACGAUGGAUCAGCUAGCUGAGAUGCUGCCCUCAGUCAUGACCCACUUAAAGAUCAAUAGUGUGAUUGGGAUUGGUGUUGGUGCUGGAGCCCACAUUCUCACCAGACUGGCGCUGAAUCAGCCUACACUGGUAGAGGGACUGGUUCUUAUUAAUGUGGACCCGUGUGCAAAAGGAUGGAUGGACUGGGCUGCCUCAAAGUUGUCAGGAUGGACCAGCAACCUGGUGGACAUCAUAAUGGGGCAUCAUUUCAGCACAGAUGAGCUGACAGAAAACCAGGAGAUCAUUCAGACAUACCGUCUGCACAUCGCUCAGGACAUGAACCAGGACAACCUUCAACUGUUCUGCAACUCCUACAACAGCCGCCGAGAUCUUGAGAUCGAGAGGCCUGUCAUAAGGCUUAAUGAGGAAACUGUAAACACUCUGAAGUGUCCUGCGUUGCUAAUUGUUGGUGAUACCUCUCCAGCUGUGGAGGCCGUUGUUGAGUGUAACUCGAGGUUAAACCCCAAAAAGACCACCCUUCUGAAGAUGGCAGAUUGUGGUGGCCUACCCCAAGUUGUACAACCUGGUAAACUUGCUGAGGCCUUCAAGUACUUUGUCCAGGGCAUGGGUUACAUGCCCACUGCCAGUAUGACACGCUUGGCACGCUCUCAUACGCACUCAGCUUCCAGCAUGAACUCUGUGGAUGGCACACGUAGCCGCACUCACAUUAACUCUCAGCCGUAGGGCGCUGCUGCCAGCCCAGGUCCUGAGUGCAAAGCCAGACCACAGACCAUGGAGUCAGUCAGGUCCUGAUAUUCGGAUGUAUAAAAGUCAGGAGGAAAACAUCAGAGGAAAACAUCAGGACAUUUGAAUGGAAAUGUGAAAGUAUAUUAAUAUUUGCUAUAAGUAAAUAUUUUGUUGUAUAUAUUAAGUUGAAUAAGCAAGGAUUUCCAGAACACUUCUUGCUGUAAGCAUUUAACCCAUGCACUUUCACUAAUCUAAAAAAAGUUGUAUGAAGUCAUUUGAUGAUGAAAUUUCAUCCAUUUUAAUCUGUACGUUUAAUCGGUUUUGUUUUGUUUUUCUUACCUCAAUUAUAGAGUUCUCUAUAAUGUCAAAGCUGCUAACUGUUCCAAAGUUUACACAUUACUGUUUACAAAAUUUAACAGUUUUUUAUUUUUAUAUAAUUUUUUGAAUUAAUAAAAAAGAUUUAAUGUUUUA
Tachysurus fulvidraco (yellow catfish) is the source of this 1706-nucleotide messenger RNA. RefSeq names its product protein NDRG3-like. Gene Ontology annotation, biological process: signal transduction. Gene Ontology annotation, cellular component: cytoplasm. Bases 180 to 1232 code for a protein of 350 amino acids. The transcript is spliced from 2 exons. NCBI's taxonomy places the organism in Eukaryota, Metazoa, Chordata, Actinopteri, Siluriformes, Bagridae. The record is from RefSeq and is a predicted model, not a curated record.